AUGAACAUGGAGGAGCGUGUCUACAGUGUUCGGGUGACUGCCACAGACGAUGCGGGGUUGGUCGGAGUGGAUACAUGCCACAUUGUAGUUGGCGCGGAAAACGACAAUGCACUCGCUGCUCCGCAGAGGGACUUGAAAGCAAAGAAAUCUGUCCGUGGAGCAGCUGACAAACACCUUGACGACGUCAUUGCCAACUCAGAUUCUGCCAAAGCAUAUGAGCUUACUGUCAAAUGUUUGGCAUUUGACAGUAUGUAG
Seminavis robusta is the source of this 255-nucleotide messenger RNA. NCBI's taxonomy places the organism in Eukaryota, Bacillariophyta, Bacillariophyceae, Naviculales, Naviculaceae. The record is from the annotation of a GenBank genome assembly.